This is a messenger RNA of Daphnia magna, 9520 nucleotides long. RefSeq names its product inverted formin-2. Lineage: Eukaryota; Metazoa; Arthropoda; Branchiopoda; Diplostraca; Daphniidae. Bases 902 to 4294 code for a protein of 1130 amino acids. Gene Ontology annotation, molecular function: small GTPase binding; actin binding. The record is from RefSeq and is a predicted model, not a curated record. Gene Ontology annotation, biological process: actin cytoskeleton organization. The transcript has 16 exons.
UCUGCCUUCCAAUUUAGUCAUGCUUUCAAGGUUACAGAGCACAUGCAGCAUGUGAAAGUCUAUCAAAAUUUUUUGAGGAGUGCUCCCUCUUAGUGCGUAGAGAUAUAUCAUAUUGUUAUUUUCUAUUCAAGUGUGAGUGUUGAAAUAUGCGUUAACAUUUUUCUAACCUGAAAUUAGACUAUGCACUCAUGAAAGUCAUGCCUUUCUCUUAUUGGAAAGUUAUAUGGAACUUGCAUGGUUUUAUUGUAGGAGGCGGGUAGGAGGGGCUCAGAGCUUGAAGUGCUUGUUGUGCAGUGCUUAUGCUAAAUAAUUUAUAACAGUAAACUUUUAACUACUCUUUAUCCGGUCUGAACCCGCGCCUAGUGAUUAUCCUGGUCUAAAGGAAAGUGUCAUAUUUCAGGCACGUACCACUAGUUGAUUUGUUUUGUUCUUUCGCCAUCAUUGGUAUAGUUUCUCCUGAUUCGUUGAGUGCUUUAUUUAAUCCACACAGCUCUCUUUGGAGACUAAAAAAUCGCGAAAAAUUUUUUGUGCAUGCCAAUCUUUGCACUGGAAACUCGAUUUUAAGAAUAUCAGCUAGGAAGUGAUAAUCGGCGUGCUCGAGUAAACAAUAGCAAUUUUUAUGCUUGUCCCUUCUGAGGUAGCAAAAACACCGUUUUUUUUAUGAUUGCUCCCUCUUAGUGCGUCAAGAUAUAUCAUAUUGUUAUUUUCUAUUCAAGUGUGAGUGUUGAAAUCUGCGUUAACAUUUUUCUAACCUGAAAUUAGACAAUGCACUCGGGAAAGUCAUGCCUUUCUCUUAUCGGAAAGUUAUAUGGAACUUGCAUGGUCUGAACCCGCGCCUAGUGAUUAUCCUGGUCUAAAGGAAAGUAUCAUAUUUCAGUUUGUCGCACAAACAUCGUAAAAAAUGUCUGAAGAUAAAUCAACAAGUAGCAUGGAUGAAGCUACUCCUCCGUCUGUUACACGAAAGGAUAGUAACAGCGUUCGGUGGUCGAUGGCAGCUGAACGAGCACUUAACAUGAGGUUCAGUUCACAGGGAGAAGUAGAAAGCGGUAACAACGACGGGAUUACAGAAGAUACGCACACACGACAAAACAAAGGUCAAGAGGAUAUGGGUAGCUCAACUAAAACUGCGCGACGACGGUCAACCCAAAAACUUCUUGAAGAUAUCAAUCAAAAGAAAUUUGAUGAAUGGGAUCCGGAGCUUAGUAUCCAACUUUUGAAAAUCCCCAGCUUAGCCAACUAUUCCGGUUUUAGGAAGCUGAUUGAGAAUGCAAAACCCUCUUGGAUGGAAGAUUUCUUGGAGCGUGAUGGACUGGCAGUUUUGUUUGAUAGACUGGAAAAAUUAUCUACUGGCUUCAGCAUAACCAACGCCCUAUUUCAGUCAGAGGUGGCCUAUGCUAUUCGGGCCGUUGUUAAUUCAAAAAUUGGUUUGAAGUAUCUUCUCGCACAUCGCCAGUUCACUCGUCAACUGUUUAGUGUUAUGGCAACGAAGAAUAUUUUGGCAAAAAAACUCGUGUUGGAACUUUUCAGUGCUGUUUGCGUCUACUCUGACAGUGGACAUGAAGCCACCUUAGAUGCUCUCGACUAUUUCAAGAUGUCGAGAACAAAGUUGCAACGCUUCGCUAUUCUGGUAUCAGAGAUACUCACGGCCGAUACUGUUGAAUAUAAGGCAACUAUCUUGGGUUUCGUCAACUCUUUGAUAUUGGGAACAGAAAACAUUUGGACGCGGCACGCAAUACGUUCAGAAAUGAUUGGCUUGGGACUGCUUGACGCAAUUGAGAACGUGGAAAUGUCUGACAAUCCAGAAUUAUUUAUUCAAAUUCAAGUAUUUGAGCACCAUCACACAAAAGAUGAUGAUAAUCUGGAUCAAACGGACGUGAAAUCUUUGUUCGAUCUUUUUUCACUUUACUUCAUCAAAAUCAAAGACAAACCGCAGGCCUUAUCUCUUCAUUCAUUUCUUUCGAAUCUUAUACAGCUGAAUGUUGCUGAUCCGAUCAACUCGCGACUGUGGAAUCUACUUGAAAAAGUGACUGAAGAUGCUGUCAAGGGAAAUCUGUCGGAGUGGAGUAGAUACAGAAAUUUUACAAAACAUUGGCCGCAAACAAAUAUGAUUUCCGUUAACACACAAACGGAUGACGAAUUUUUAUCCGACAGCAUCUUUAUAAGUGAAGACGAAGAUUCCAUCAUUGACGGAAGUGUGAGAUCAGAAGCUAUAUUAAGCAAAAUACCUACUCAUCCUGUAUCUUCGAAACCAUCGCCUACACUUCCACCCGUGCCUCCACCCCUGCCUCCAACCCUGCCUCCAACCCUGCCUCCAACCCUGCCUCCAACCCUGCCUCCUACCCUGCCUCCUACCCUGCCUCCUACCCUGCCUCCUACCCUGCCUCCUACCCUGCCUCCUACCCUGCCUCCUACCCUGCCUCCAUCCCUGCCUCCAACCCUGCCUCCAACCCUGCCUCCAACCCUGCCUCCAACCCUGCCUCCAACCCUGCCUCCAACCCUGCAUUUACCGUUUAGUCCACCAUCACCCAUACAGCUGUCUGCCUUUGCUGACAGUUUUUCUAGUCAAUUACCGCCACCGCCACCUCCGCCUCCUCUGUCUCUUAGUUCAAAUCCUCCUCCACCACCACCGCUACCAAUAACCGAACCACCAUCCUUACCAAACAGCGCACUACCACCCUUACCCCCACCCUUACCCCCACCCUUACCAUCAACGUCACCACCACCCCUACCACCACCCCUACCACCAUCCACGCUGCCAUUGCCACCGCAACCGCCACCUUUACCGCCAUUGCCACCAUUCCCCUGCACUGGAAGUUCCAUAAUUCCACCACCUCCGCCGCCUCCACCACCUCAAAAUGAUACAGGGAAAGCAGUUGGAGGGGUUCUGCCUCCUCCUCGUUGUCCCUCUCUGGAUGGGUUAAUUUCUUCUGCCGUUGCAUCUACUAUAGAUUGCGCUUUGAAUCCCUUGAAACUCAGUACUAAAAUGAAAACCCUAAAUUGGAUAAAAGUUACCCGAGUGGAAGAUGAUUCCAUAUGGAAGGAAAUUAAUGCAACGAUUCGGGUAAAACCGCCAGUUAGCUUGCGUCUACAACAAAUUGAGGAACUUUUCUGCAUGAAACCAACUCCUGCUCUUUCGUCUACAACAAAAACUAAAGGCUUUGGCGGCUUGAAUAAACAAAUGACUCACUGUCUCUUAGACAGCAAACGCAGCCUAGCAGUCAACAUAUUCCUUAAGCAGUUCAAAAUCCCCAUCACAGAAAUUGUGAAUCGCAUAAAUCAAUGUGAUGAACAUUUUUUUACUACCGAACAUCUUAGUUGUCUCCAAAAAAUUCUACCGGAUGCAGACGAGAUUUCUACGUUGCUGAACUACAAAGGAGACGUAACCAAUGUUGGCCCAGCUGAACAGUUUCUUCUAUGUCUGUUGGCUCUUCCGGAAUAUUCUGUGAAAAUCAAAGCCACUAUAAUGAAAAUAGACUUUCAUCCGUCCAUGUCAGAGUUGGAACCUCCUCUAAGGCUUCUUCUGGCCACCUGUCGCAACCUUCUCGCCAACAAGUCACUUCAAGAUUUCUUGGCAGUUGUACUUCAGCUUGGAAAUUGCCUAAACAGUAAUAGCUAUGCCGGCAAUGCCGUCGGAUUCAAACUAAGCGCUCUGCAGCAGCUUACUGAUUUACGAGCCAAUAAGCCUCGCAUGACCCUCCUUCAUUACAUUGUGGACAUUGCUUUGAAAGAAAACCCAGCUCUGUUAGACUUCACUGUCGAAUUGUCAUCCGUUAAAGAAGCAAGUCGGUUGAGUCUCGAGACAAUGACUGCAGAACUUCGAGAAUGGAUCUCACGCAUUAGUGAACUACAGAAGCAGUUGUUACCUGCAAAAGCCGGUCUUACAGAGUUCAAGAAUGAUUUUCUUGUGAAAGCUAAAGAAAAAGUUCUUUUAUUGGAGCAACUGCUGGUAGAAAUUGACAGUGCUUUUCGCUCAGUUGCCAUUCAUUUCAGUGAAGACCCGACGAAACUGAAGCUCUCUGAAUGCUUUGGUAUUUUCUCGGAAUUGAUUAACAAAAUUGAAAUAGCUCGCAAAGAGAACGAAACGCGCCAGAAACAAGAAGAACGUGCGGCACGAUUGGCUGAAGAAAAAGCCAUUUUGGCAGCAUCCCCACAAGGCUCCGUCAGUCGAUCACCAGGAAAGAAGAUAGCGUCUGGGAAAUGGUCUUCUGCCGACGACGAUAUUUGCAUCGUGGAUCGUCUUUUGGGGGAAAUUCGCCGUGGGGAAUUCAAACUGAAAAAAUCGAGGCGUGGAUAAUGCAAACAAGCUAAGUUUUUUUUUUUUUUUUUAUCAGUUUUGCAUGUUUUUUGUCAGUUAUUCUCUCUAAGGUUAAGUUUUCAUCGUGACAUUUGAUGUCACAGAAACUAGUUUUGCGAUUUAUGCCGUUAGAAUUUCUUAACUGCUUAAACUGCCAAAAAUAGAGAAGGUGCCUAAACAAAGGGACAUUCGUAGAGUAAAAUCAGAAAUUAAGUUUGAGAUAAUGUUAAAUGGUUCGUUGAAAGUGACGACGUACUUGGUACGUUUAGUAGCAUGAUCAAUAGCGUUCAAUUGCGGAUGUCUACGAUACGGCAAGAUGAAUAACCGAAUCAUCUUUCGAACAUCCAAACAUUUCUUAUUACAUUGCGCAUUGAUAAUAUCAUAGAGCUUUGCGUCUUCUGCAUUAAACCUCCAUGACAAGCUUGGACCAAUUUUUAGUUUCAUAUCUUUCCUUUUAUUUUCCCUAAUGCUCUCGGUGUUAUCACAACAACAAAAAAGAAAUACAAGACAAAGGCAAACAAAAUUUUACCCUCCAGAACUCCAAGAUCAAAUUGUCAAUCGAUAUUUGACGAGACGAACAAGAAAUGGAGAGCUUUGUUGACAGCAACAUUUUUUAGUUGUUCACAUGGCAUCCUUUGAACUUCACCGACGUGGUUUGGCGAGAACGGUGAGAGUGACUUCGAUGUACACGGUUAUCCUUAAAACUGGAAUAAUUAAAUGUUCCACUCAGAGUUUCCCACCACUGUUAACUCUUUCUUCCAUAAUCCGGUUCUCCUGGCGUAUCUGCUCGAGAUCUAUUUGCAGUUGUCUAAGUUUGGGAACGAUGUUACGUCGUAACUCGGUUUCGGCCUAAUUACAUUAAAAAUUCCAAUUUAAUGACUAUAGCAAACAUCCAUAUAGCUGAACAUACUUGCUCUUCCAAAUCUUUGAUCUCUCGAGACAAGUUGCCAGAUUCCUUUACUAGUCUUUGGAUAUCAGAGCAAUCUGUCUGCAGUGAAAUUAAAAACUUGUAUAUCCGUCUCGCCGCCUCAUCCGACUUGGCCACCUAACAAAAAAGAAGAGUUUAUAAAUAAAGCCAGUCUUAUGAACGCUGAUUUUUUUUAAAUGACAGUUAAGGACUCGCUACCCGAAAUAUUAUUUCAUCCGUUACGGUAAAAGUACGCUCAACUUUCCCUUGUAUCGAAUUAAUUUCACGCUGUACACUUUUCACAUCCUCGAGCACCCGAUGCAUUUCCUCGUUUUGCUUUUUGACAUUGGCCACAAUACUCAAUAUUCUCUGUGUGUAGAAUGUUCUGUUGAGAAAAAGGCAUAGAAAAGGGCUUUUAUGUCACGUGAUUUGAAUGUGUUUCGUUACCUUGUCAAGACCGACGAAGGCAUAGAUUCGAUAUGCGUUUGUAGCUUCUCUAUAGCGUCUUCUUUUGUACGAAUUUCCUUAACGACUUGCCUUAAAGAAAGCACUGUGUUCUCAAGCUCAGCUUUAAACUUCUCUGCUAUGCUCUAGGGAGAAAAACAAGUUUUUGAGAAAGUGAAUUGCAACCCAGAUUAAAGCACGAAAUCGUAGAUGAAAAAGGGGAAGGGAUAUACGUUUUCUUGAAGCUGAAGGCAUCUCUGGUACUCAUCAUCUAAAGGUUUCUUAAUUUUUGACCACUGCUCUUCAAGUGCAGCAAUUUUUUCUUUAUUUGAUUCCAGUAGAGAUUUCAUACGGUGCAAGUGCGCCGGUGCAUCUGGAAGAAGAGCGUGUAGCUUUUCCUGUCUAUCUAACUCGUUUCGUAGAGCGUCCUGCUCGGUCUCUUUACACUGGAUAAUGCAUUUUAGGUUGGCAACUUCCUCUGUUGCAUCGGCGAGCUCUUCUUGUCGCAACUGUAGGUCACGUUCUAGAUUCUCCAUAACGAUAUUUAGUUUUUGGCAUUGCUCUUCUAUAGUAGGAAGUCCCUCGGUUUUCGGUGCUCCGCCCAAAUGUGAAGGUUUUGGAGGUGGUUGGGGUUUUUUCUUUUUCUUAUCGAUAUCCUAAUAGGGUGGGGGAAAAUAUAUGUCUAUCUAAAAAUAUUCUGCAACUGCUUCUAGUAAAAUCAACUAACCGUAAAAUUUAGUAAACGAACCAGAGAAAACCUUGAGCUCUGUGCAGGCGACAGAAACUCCUGUUCCCUUUUGAAGUUGCUACCUUUCUCGAUUGGAAACUAGAAGAGAUCAAAUACAAAAAUUUAUGUUUGGAAGCCAACUAAAAAUAGAGAAACAAGGGAAACCUUAUAUUGGUAUUUGUCUGCUGCCAACUCUGAGAUAUGUGUUUCUAUUAAAGAUGGUAUUAAUUGAAUGGUAGGUACUGAUGACAGCUUCAGCAAAUGGUGUCUGCCACUUGUAUUGACAGCUUAUGUAAAUUUUAAGACAAUAUCCACAUUUAAUAAAACAUAAAAAUAAAACUACAUUCAAUAACAAUACCUUUUGAUAGAUCGGUUGAGUGGAAAGGAAAACUAUUACCACUAGAAGGGUUGCUAAAGUAAGGCAACCAUGGUUGGUGAAGUUGUCUUAGAAUAUCAUUCUGUAUUUUCCCCAUGGUACAUGCAAAGGGAUCUGAGUCAAUUCAAUCAGUUAAACCAAAUAAAUGUGUUAUCUUGGAAUAUUGAGGCUUACCCAUAAUUGAAUCUGCUAUAGGUUGUUCAUUCACUUUAGGUAGUUUCUGUAUAAGAAUGGCAAAAACAUUACGAAUUUCAGCCUGGCUACCAUGCAAGAAAGUUUCAUAACCAAGAUCUCCUUUGUAUCCUGCAACUUCCUGAAAUUGGAAAACCCAACUAAUACAACAUCCACCUUUUGAAUAUUUUAUUUCAAUCACCUUGCAGGCCUUUGCUAUUUCCAUGCAUAGUUUAUAACGGGCAGGAAGAUUUGGUGGCAUCCUGUGGUUGAGUUGUAAAUCGGGAUGGAUUGAAACAAGACACUUAACAACACCUUCAAUCACUAUUUCUGUUGUAAAAUGGGCAAUGGAUGUGACAUCAUCUUCAAUAUCACUUCAGAAAUAGUUGAAGUCAGUAAGAGACGAGCUCUGCAUGUGGCCGAUCACAGCCUGCGGCGCAACUUGAGGUAUUUCUGGUGUGAUUCAACCUGCCUAUGAGCGGUGGUUUAUUUCAUUUCACAGUUGUUUAAACAGUCAUACGUGCCGGAUGAAGUCAAAAGAAGGUCUAUAAUUCUUUGAGGCUGACAUAACUUACUUUGUCAUCGAUUGUAAGUUUUCAUUGAAGUCAGUGUUCGAUUUGACAGUCAUAGCAAAAGUUAGUCUGAGCGGACGUUUCGCAUAACCAAUUCUAGGAAGAGAGAAAAAAAACGAGACCGCCCUUGGGUUGACCUAUACAUCCGACGUAUGUACGCGUUCCAUCCGAGAGAAAGAAAAAAUGGAUUCUACUGACGGAUCACAACAAAGGGGGAUGGAAGACGAACGGGGUAUUCUGAUUCCCGUUAAUGUUUUUGAAAAACUGAUCUCCGUAAAUGAAUCAAACAAAGAAGAAUCUACCAACAAUGUUUCUGACGAGGUUCCCGAAAACCGGUCACGGUCACUGAAAGAAGUUGAAAUUGGGACGAGCGUUGCCCCGGGGGCAGGGGACAGUGGAGUACCUAUUGAGACUGAAAGAGAAAGUGAGUCCAACAUAGCACUUGUAUACAAUACUCUUGAGGAAACUGAAGACCAUGAAAAAAUUCAACAAGAUUUUAUACGAAUUCACGAACGUACUCCUGAUCAAGAGGUACCAUUCAAAGACACCUUAGACCUUGAUAAUGUAACUGAAAUCGAAACAUCAAACGAGGCCUUAGCAGCAAAUGGAUUUACCUACGCCCAAACAGAGGCAGAAAAUGAAAACAUGGUAGGAAUGAACAUCAAAGUAGGGGAGACAACUGAUAAUGACCAUUUAGAAGGGAGUAUGCCUACCACACUCUUGGUCGUGGGAAAAGGGAGUGAAGAAAAUUAUGAAACCGUUAACCCGGAAGAAUUGGAGGCGGUUUCAAUUCCAGAAUCUGAGAGCACAACGGAUCUUCCUGUAUUUGAAAGUGAUGCCAAAAAUGAUGAUGUCUUAAAGUACAACAUUGAGCUAAAGGGGAUGGCAGAUAAAUCAGACCAGAAGGACGGAGAAGAUAUCAAUCGAGAAAACAUUCAACCAAGUGAGACGGAAAAUAUUGUAUCAGUCGCUGUAAUGGACGAUUUUGAUAUUGAGAGAACCAGUUUGUCGAUGACCGAAGCGGAUGUUAACGAAGAGAUCGAAAGAAACGAAGAAAAGGUUUUAGAGAUGAACAUUCGAAUAGAAGAAGCUAAGAUUAAUCAACAGGAUGCUGAAAAAGAAAAGGAACCCAUCACGCUCAGUGAUCAAGAAAAUUGUCCCGAAAUGGUUGACCUAUUAGAGACGCCCAUUCAACUCGAAGAAUUGUCCUCUGUCCAGCAAGGCGGAGUUUGUAAAACUUCAGAUUUGUUGGACACUAGAGAAACUGAGUCAGUAAAAAAAGUUGACUUCAUUACUUCGCAAAUUGAUAAAAUGAAUGAAGCUUUAGCGCCUACCGAUGAAGAAGACGACACUGCGACUAAAGUAGAGAGAUUGCCCGUGACUAAUCCUGCAGAUUUGUCGUUGCCAUUUGUUCCGAAUGAGUUUGAAGCAGCUAUAGAAUUUAUCGAUUCAGAAACUCAAGAAUUGCAAAAAGGUCCCCUCAUCUGUGACGAUCACCCUACCGAAACUCUGGCAGGUAUCGUGAGUGAUGCUUCUUUAGCUUCCGAUUCGAAAAGGCUCCUCAGCGAAGAAGAUCCCCUUGCGCAUGAAGAAGAUCCCCUUGCGCAUGAAGAAGAGGAGGCCAUCCCAGUGGUCCCUUGUCAGCCCUCACAGCAUCUGAAAACGAGCACCUCUCACCUUGGUGAUUGUUCAAAUGACAACAUUCUUGGAUCAAGCUCAGAUGCGAUCAAAUCAAGUGGAAGAACACGUAUUAGGAAGCCAGAAUGGAUGAGAAGGUCGUUGGUUAGAAGUGGCUCAGUACGGCGAUUGUUCGGUCGUAUGAGAUCAAAGCGCUUUGAUCACGAUCAACUCCCAGUGACCACAACAACAGAACAGGGGCCUCCACGACGUCCCUUUCGUCAAAUGAUAGUUGAUUUUUUGUUAUUACUAUUUGAAUCGUAAAAUGUUGAACGUGGAAGACAUAAUUUUUGUAUCGUAUUUUUUUUAUUAUUAUUGUGAUGGCUGAAUUAUAUUUAUUAGAACAGCUAAA